CGGCUUGCAUUUGCUCGCAGCUUCGUUUGCGGCGGCGUUUCCAUCGACGCGUUCCCCUACUUUCCCCCUCGCGUUUUGGUUGCGUCGAAGGCGAGGAGGAGCGGGUUGUAGAGGAGAUCCGGCUUAGAUUUAGCGAUUCUGAGCCGGAGGUGGUUGGUCCCCUGUGGAGAUCGGAUCAAGGGUUAUCACUUGGCAUGGCAUCAGCGGCAGGAGCAACGGGAUGGCUGAGGGGGAAAGUCAAGGCUGUUACCUCGGGGGAUUGUCUGGUUAUUAUGGGAAGCACAAAAGCAGAUAUCCCUCCUGAGAAGACCAUCACUUUGUCUUCUCUGAUUGCCCCUAGAUUGGCCCGUCGAGGUGGUAUUGAUGAACCAUUUGCAUGGGAGAGCAGGGAAUUUUUGAGGAAACUUUGCAUUGGAAAGGAUGUCACAUUCAAGGUGGACUACACAGUUCCAACAAUUGGGCGAGAGUUUGGUUCUGUUUUUCUUGGAGAUAAGAAUGUUGCAUUUUUAGUUGUUUCUGAAGGAUGGGCAAAAGUAAGGGAACAAGGUCAACAGAAAGGUGAAGCAAGCCCAUACUUAGCAGAGCUACAACGUUUGGAAGAGCAAGCCAAGCAACAGGGUUUAGGGCGUUGGAGCAAGGUACCGGGUGCUUCAGAGGCAGCUGUAAGAAAUCUACCACCUUCAGCCAUUGGUGAUCCUGGUAAUUUUGAUGCCAUGGGACUGCUAGCUGCAAACAAGGGCAAGCCCAUGCAAGGGAUUGUUGAGCAGGUCCGUGAUGGAGGCACUGUUCGUGUCUACCUCCUCCCUGAGUUCCAGUUUGUUCAAGUUUUUGUCGCUGGGGUUCAGGCUCCUUCAAUGGGAAGAAGGCCUGUUAGUGACCCCAUUCCUGAGAGUGAUGUCACUACUGAUGAUACAAAUGGUGAAAUUUCGGGUGAAAAUCGGCAGCCAGUAACAUCAGCCCAAAGGCUUGCUGCCUCUUCAGCAUCAUUCACCGAAGUUGCACCAGAUCCAUUUGGGAGGGAAGCCAAACACUUUACAGAAACUCGUGUUUUAAACAGAGACGUCAGGAUUGUGCUGGAAGGUGUAGACAAAUAUAGCAAUCUAAUUGGCUCAGUUUAUUAUCCGGAUGGUGAUAUUGCAAAAGACCUUGCUCUGGAGCUUGUACAGAAUGGUUUUGCUAAGUUUGUGGAAUGGAGUGCAAACAUGAUGGAGGAUGAUGCCAAACGGAAACUGAAGGCUGCUGAUCUUCAGGCAAAGAAGGAUCGCUUGAGAAUCUGGACAAACUAUGUUCCUCCAGCUUCAAAUUCAAAGGCAAUUCAUGAUCAAAAUUUCACAGGAAAAGUCGUAGAGAUAGUGAGUGGAGACUGCAUAAUUGUUGCUGAUGAUGCUGUCCCCUAUGGUAGCCCAUUAGCUGAGCGUAGAGUCAACCUUUCAAGCAUCAGAGCACCUAAGAUGGGAAAUCCUCGUCGAGAUGAAAAACCAGCACCCUACGCCCGUGAAGCUAAGGAGUUUUUACGUACUCGUCUUAUUGGCCAUCAAGUAAACGUGUCAAUGGAAUAUUCUAGGAAGGUUGGCAUGGCUGAUGGACCCAAUGCAAUAGUAUCUAGUUCAGCUGAUACUAGAGUCAUGGAUUUUGGGUCUGUUUUCCUUGUGAAGAGUGAGGGUGAUGAAACCUCUUCUCCCUCUCCUAACCAACCGGUAGGCACAAAUGUUGCUGAGAUGGUUGUCUCACGUGGUUUUGCCACUAUAGUUAGACAUCGAGAUUUUGAAGAAAGGUCUAAUCAUUAUGAUGCCUUGCUGGCUGCUGAAUCACGUGCAAUUAAUUCAAGGAAAGGGAUUCAUUCUGCCAGGGAUCCUCCAGUGAUGCAUAUAACUGAUCUGACGACGGCAUCCGCAAAGAAAGCUCGAGAUUUCUUGCCUUUUCUGCAAAGAAGUAGGAGGCAUACUGCCGUUGUUGAAUAUGUCCUCAGCGGUCAUCGAUUUAAGUUGUUGAUUCCUAAGGAAACAUGCAGUAUUGCCUUCUCGUUUUCCGGGGUUCGCUGUCCUGGUCGAGAGGAGCCUUUUUCAGAUGAAGCUAUUGCUUUGAUGAGAAGGAAAAUACUGCAACGGGAUGUUGAGAUUGAGGUAGAAACAGUUGAUAGGACUGGAACUUUCUUAGGCUCUUUGUGGGAGUCAAAGACCAAUACGGCUAUUACUCUUUUGGAAGCCGGUUUGGCAAAACUUCAAACUUCCUUUGGUUCAGACAAGAUUGCAGAUGCUCACCUUUUGUCUCAGGCUGAACAGUCUGCAAAGCGCCUGAAGCUAAAAAUCUGGGAGAACUAUGUUGAAGGGCAAGAAGUCUCAAAUGGCCCCUCUGCUGAAGCAAAGCAGAAAGAAGUCCUCAAGGUGGUGGUUACAGAAGUCCUUGGUGGUGGAAAAUUUUAUGUCCAAACUGUUGGUGAUCAGAAGGUGGAUGCCAUUCAACAGCAACUUGCUGCAUUAAACAUUAAAGAAGCUCCGGUCAUUGGUUCUUUUAAUCCUGCAAAGGGUGAUGUUGUACUAGCCCAGUUCAGCAUCGAUGAUUCCUGGAAUAGAGCCAUGAUUGUAAGUGGACCACGAGGAGCUGUGGAAUCACCUAAUGACAAGUUUGAAGUGUUUUAUAUUGACUAUGGGAACCAAGAAAUUGUUCCAUAUAGUCGCUUAAGGCCCCUUGAUCCUUCAGUAUCGUCGGCUCCUGGGUUGGCUCAGCUUUGUUGUCUUGCUUACAUUAAAGUGCCUAAUUUGGAGGAUGAUUUUGGUCAAGAAGCUGCAGAGUAUUUGAGUGAGUGCACUAUGAACAAUUCAAAAGAAUUCAGAGCAAUGAUUGAAGAAAGAGAUACUUCAGGCGGGAAAGCCAGAGGACAAGGAAGUGGAACUGUAUUAAUGGUGACUCUCGUUGAUGUUGAAGCUGAAGUCAGUAUUAAUGCUACUAUGCUGCAGGAAGGGCUUGCCAGACUAGAAAGGAAGAAGAGAUGGGACACUAGAGAACGCAAGGCAGCUCUCGAUAACUUGGAAGAGUUCCAAGGGAAAGCAAAAGGAGAUAGACUGAAUAUUUGGCAAUAUGGUGAUGUCCAAUCUGAUGAUGAAGAGUCAGCUCCUCCUCCAAGGAAAGCUGGAGGUCGCUGAUGAGCAAUCAUUGAAAACAUGCCGAGGUUAGUGAUUAGGUCCAGAGAUAAGAUCUCACUUCAGCAGCUCUUUCUACCUCUGUGUUUCUCCUUUCUGGUUUUGCUUUUAUUUUUAACCCAAGAUUUGAGGAGACAUUAUUUUUCCCAUGUUCAAAUAAAGCAAACAUAGCUUGUCUAUCUCCAUCUGGAUGCCUAGACUUAUUGGUGAGAACUUAUGACAUAGGCCUUAUAUGUAUCCUUAGAUGUAGUUGCAACUCAGAGUUAUGUUGUUAUUUAAAUCAACUAUUGGUGGCUUUAUUCUUA
Musa acuminata subsp. malaccensis (wild Malaysian banana) is the source of this 3445-nucleotide messenger RNA. Its product is annotated as ribonuclease TUDOR 1. Gene Ontology annotation, biological process: mRNA catabolic process; regulatory ncRNA-mediated gene silencing. Gene Ontology annotation, cellular component: RISC complex; cytosol; nucleus. NCBI's taxonomy places the organism in Eukaryota, Viridiplantae, Streptophyta, Magnoliopsida, Zingiberales, Musaceae. Gene Ontology annotation, molecular function: RNA binding; nuclease activity. The record is from RefSeq and is a predicted model, not a curated record.